Capsicum annuum is the source of this 1844-nucleotide messenger RNA. RefSeq names its product importin subunit alpha-4. The record is from RefSeq and is marked provisional. Lineage: Eukaryota; Viridiplantae; Streptophyta; Magnoliopsida; Solanales; Solanaceae. Gene Ontology annotation, biological process: NLS-bearing protein import into nucleus. Gene Ontology annotation, molecular function: protein binding; nuclear import signal receptor activity. Gene Ontology annotation, cellular component: cytoplasm; nucleus.
GCAUUGUCCCCCGAAAAGCCCUCUCAAUUUUCCCCAAAAUCAAAAAAUGUCUCUUCGACCUAGCACUCGUACUGAAGUCCGUAAGAAAGCGUACAAAAUUGGGGUUGAUGCAGAUGAAGCACGUAGAAGAAGAGAGGAUAAUUUGGUUGAGAUCAGGAAGAAUAAGCGUGAGGAUAAUCUCCUUAAGAAGCGUCGAGAAGGCCUUCUCUUUCACUCGCAGCAGCAAUUACCCGAUGCUGCUCAAACUCCUGAUGCUAUUGAGAAAAGGCUGGAAAGUAUUCCUGUUAUGGUCCAAGGAGUAUGGUCAGAAGAUCCUGCGGCGCAAAUCGAAGCAACUACACAUUUCAGGAAGCUCUUAUCGAUUGAACGCAGCCCUCCAAUUGAUGAGGUAAUUAAAGCUGGAGUUAUCCCUCGUUUUGUAGAAUUCCUUGGGCGGCAUGACCUACCUCAGCUUCAAUUUGAAGCUGCUUGGGCGUUGACAAAUGUUGCAUCUGGAACAUCAGAACAUACUCAUGUUGUGAUUGACCAUGGAGCUGUUCCUAUGUUUGUGCAACUUCUUAGCUCAGCCAGUGAUGAUGUCCGUGAACAGGCAGUCUGGGCUUUGGGCAAUGUUGCUGGUGAUUCCCCUAGUUGUAGAGAUCUUGUUCUAAGUCAGGGUGCGCUGAUGCCAUUGCUGUCUCAGUUGAAUGAACACUCAAAGCUUUCAAUGCUAAGAAAUGCAACAUGGACUCUCUCUAACUUUUGUCGAGGCAAACCACCAACACCAUUUGAGGCAGUCAAACCUGCAUUACCCGUUCUUCAACAACUUAUCCACAUGAGCGAUGAAGAAGUCUUGACAGAUGCUUGCUGGGCUCUUUCUUAUUUAUCUGAUGGCCCAAAUGAUAAGAUUCAGGCUGUAAUUGAUGCAGGUGUCUGUCCACGACUAGUGGAGCUUCUUCUUCAUCCAUCACCUACUGUUCUCAUACCAGCUCUCCGGACCGCGGGAAAUAUUGUUACUGGUGAUGAUGCUCAGACACAGUAUGUGAUUGACAACCGAGUCUUGCCAUGUCUAUAUCAAUUGUUAACUCAAAAUCACAAGAAAAGCAUCAAGAAAGAAGCAUGCUGGACAAUAUCUAAUAUCACUGCUGGAAACAGAGCCCAAAUACAGGCUGUCAUUGAGGCAAAUAUUAUUCUUCCACUGGUACACCUAUUGCAAAAUGCAGAAUUUGACAUUAAGAAGGAGGCAGCAUGGGCCAUCUCAAAUGCUACCUCUGGAGGAUCUAAUGAACAGAUACGGUUCUUGGCAAGUCAAGGUUGCAUUAAGCCACUAUGUGAUCUCCUAAUUUGUCCAGAUCCCAGAAUCGUUACGGUAUGCUUGGAAGGGCUCGAGAAUAUACUGAAGGUGGGCGAGAUGGACAAAGAAACUGGUGCGAAUGGUGGAAUCAAUUUGUAUGCACAAAUGAUCGACGAAUGUGAGGGAUUGGACAAGAUUGAGAAUCUCCAGACUCACGACAACAACGAGAUAUAUGAGAAGACUGUAAAGAUCUUGGAGAAAUACUGGGCUGAAGAAGAUGAAGAGCAAAAUCUUCCUGAUGGUGUUGAUGGAAAUCAGCAAGGUUUCCAAUUCGGAAACAACCAGCCUAAUGUUCCUGCAGGUGGAUUCAAGUUUGGCUAGAAGGUUAUAGUGAGUCUAUUUUGCUUUAUAGGUCUCUCUUCUCUUGUGGAUCACAAUUUUAGACUAUGUAAUUGGAUCUUGUUGUCGCCAAGGGUCAGGGUUUUUGGUCUGGCACAAAGGCCUUUUGAAUUGUCUGAAAAUGUAAUGGUUUAGUUUGUGUUUCUAAAUUUUCAUUGAACUUUCAACGUCA